Messenger RNA from Akanthomyces muscarius, 1359 nucleotides. RefSeq lists its product as uncharacterized. The transcript has a single exon. The record is from RefSeq and is a predicted model, not a curated record. Gene Ontology annotation, molecular function: triacylglycerol lipase activity. Gene Ontology annotation, biological process: lipid catabolic process. Lineage: Eukaryota; Fungi; Ascomycota; Sordariomycetes; Hypocreales; Cordycipitaceae. Bases 1 to 1359 code for a protein of 452 amino acids.
AUGCGAUACGCGCCGUGGAAAUUAGCGACAUGCGUCGUUGCCUUGUCUUUUGGCAACCCGGCACCAUUUUCCGACAAUGUUGGAAACCCCAGACGCGGCAUUCCACCGCCGAGCGAGGAUUCAUUCUACACGGUGCCGAGCAAUAUCGGCGACAGCAGUCCAGGCACGAUUUUAAACCACCGCAGUCCACCUUCUGCAAUUUCUGCGUUUGGGCACACAGCUGAGAAGUUUGUGGAAAAGAGCUUCCAGAUUCUAUACCGGACGUCCGACAUGUCGGGGAAUGCCACUGCAUCAGUCGUCACUGUUCUCAUCCCGCCCCAUGCCGACUUUGGCAAGGUCGUGUCGCUUCAGGCUGCUGAGGACGCUGCAUCCAUAGACUGCGCUCCUUCAUUUGGAUUCCAGGCAGCAGCUGCGCAAUAUCCGAAGAUUAAUUCACCGACCAUGCAAGCCCAGGAGCUCCUCGCUGAUGCGGCUUUGCACCGGGGGUGGCCGGUCAUUAUUCCGGAUGCAGAAGGGCCUCGGGGCAUAUACCCCUCGAGCAAGACCAAUGCGUAUAUUACGCUUGACGGCAUCCGCGCUGCCAUGAGCUCCGGGCCAAUCACUGGCAUACAAAAGAAUGCCACAAUUGUUUUAUGGGGGUAUUCUGGUGGAGGCAGUGAUACCCUCCAAGCCGUUCAAGUACAACCGCAGUAUGCACCAGAGCUACAGUUUGCAGGCGCUGCUUUGGGGGGUGUUGCUGGUGCUGGUCAAUCCAUCAUCAAGUCGAUUAGCUUUCUCAACAAAAGUCCACUGGCGGGAUUUAUUCCGAUUUCUCUAAUCGGUUUUGCGGCCCAAUCCCCGUCGAUCCAAACUAUGCUUGAUGAGCACCUCAAGCCGGAGUACCGUGAUAUGUUCUAUUUGCCCAAGCAGCAGUGUCUCGAGGCAAAUGGGGAGACGUUCGCCAACCAAGACAUCUUGGCCAUGUUCAAUGAUUCGUCAUUCUUGGACAAUCUCUCAGACCAAGUUGAUCAGUUUCGUGUGGAGAAUACCGCACCAACCGUCCCUCUAUUCUGGUACCAAACCGCAAAGGAUACGCUCGUCCCGGCCUCGAGCACGAUCAGCGGUAUUGAUGCCUAUUGCUCCUCAGGCUCUGAUAUUUCAUAUCUUCUGGAGGAAGGCAAUUCUACCCACACCUCGUACGGGAUGAUUGGGGCCCCUGCGGCGCUUAAGUGGCUUGGAGGCAUUUUGAGUGGUCAAGAGCCAACUCCAGGCUGCACAAGCGAGACCGCACAUACCAGCGCUAUUGACCAAAACUUUUUAAGCAUUUACCCUGCGGAUAUCCAAACGAUGAUUCGGAAGUUUACAGACGGAACUCAAUGA